AUGAAGCGAAAGGGGUCUCUGGCCUGCCUCCUGCUCUUCCUGCUCCUGGGCAGUGGAGAGGCUAGCCCGCUGCGGAGUGGAGAGGCCGACGCUGCAGGAAAAGUUGGGGAAGCCAUUGUACAUGGGGUGGGAGAGGGGGUGGGAGAGGCCAUAGGAGAAGCCGCCAUCCAAGGAAUCGAGAAGGCCAUUGGCCAAGGGACUGGAGAGAAAGCGAGCUUAGGAAUCAGGGAGGCCAGGGACCCCCACUUGGGGGAUGCUCUUGCCCACAAGCUUAAGGAAGCAAGCCAAGCUCUUAAAAACACUGGGAGUGAGGCCAGCAGACAGGCUGAAAAUAUCAUCGGACACGGAGUGGACCCUGCCCACAGCUCCUGGCAGGGAGUGCCCGGCAGCAACGGAGCUUGGGGAACCAAUGGGCAGCCUCCAUCUGGACACCAUGACAUCCCUGGCUCUCAGGGCAGCUCUGGAGGCCCAGGGGACACCCACGAGCACGUGUUCUCUGGAGGCUCAGGUGGCAGCUUUGGAGCUAAUGCUCAGGGAGGCUCCUGGGGCCAGGGAGGCCACAGAGGGCCAUUCAACCCAGGGGCCAACUCUCAGGGAACCGCGCCCCAACCUGGUUCAGUGAGAAGCAGCAGCAAUGGAAAUACAGAAUGCACCACUCCCCCUGGCUCAGGUGGAAGCUCUGGCAACUCUGGGGGAAGCGGCAGCAAUGGCGGCGGCGGCAGCAAUGGCGGCGGCGGCAGCAAUGGCGGCGGCGGCAGCAAUGGCGGCGGCGGCAGCAAUGGCGGCGGCGGCAGCAAUGGCGGCGGCGGCAGCAACGGUGGCAGCAGCAAUGGUGGCGGCAGCGGCAGCUCCGGGUCCAGCUGGGACACUAGAAAUUCUGAUCAUGGUGGCUCCUCCCACGGAUACAACCCCAACUCCUCCUCGGGGAGCAGAGUUGGAAGUGGUGGCAGAAACAAACCCGAGUGUGACAACCCACACGUUUCCGGGGGAUCUGGGGGUCAGGGGCAGGGCUCUGGUGGAGAAGGCGAAGCUGUCAGUGGAAUCAACACCUUGAACUCUCAGACAUCUUCUGAGCCCUUCAACUUCGACACUUUCUGGAAGAAUUUUAAAUCCAAGCUGGGCUUCAUUAACUGGGAUGCCUUAAACAAGGGCCAAGCCCCACCCCCCAGCACUCGUGCCCUCCUCUACUUCAGGCGGCUCUGGCAGGAUUUCAAACACAACACUCCUUUCUUGAACUGGAAAGUCAUUACUGAGGGUGAAGAUGUGCCAUCGCUUCAGAAGAGGGCAGGUGGGGCUGGCCAGCCUGGCACAGGAUGGCAAGACACAGUAGGUGGGACUGCUAAGAACUACAAUUACAACCAGCAGGGAUCUCCUACAGCCCUUGGCGGGCAGUACCCAGUCAAGACCCCCGCUAAGGGGGGAGUCACGGUUUCUUCCUCGGCUUCCCGGACGCACCCUAGCCUGCUGCAGUGGGUGAAGUUUUGGUAG
This is a messenger RNA of Budorcas taxicolor (takin), 1488 nucleotides long. It is a transcript of the gene DMKN, whose product is annotated as dermokine. Lineage: Eukaryota; Metazoa; Chordata; Mammalia; Artiodactyla; Bovidae. Gene Ontology annotation, biological process: cornified envelope assembly. The record is from RefSeq and is a predicted model, not a curated record. The transcript has 18 exons. The coding region runs from base 1 to 1488 and encodes 495 amino acids.